AUGGAUGAAUACUAUGUUAUUGGAAAGUCGAAACGUAAGAGAUCCGAAGGUUCCUAUUUACAUCACUUUCGUGUGGAAUUUGAGUCGGUUGAUUCAUUUGCAAAUUUUGACAAGAACAAGAUAAUGAAACUGGCCAAGUAUUAUCCAAGUGAAUUUGAUGAAAACAAGCUUCGGGAACUUGGUUUUCAACUCGAUAGCUUCAUUGUCUAUGCUCAAAAGUGUGAUAGAAAGUUUCUUAACUUGAAAGGAAUUAAAGAUCUUGCUAGAGUUAUGGUUGAGACAAAAGUUGAUCAGACUUGGACACAUGUAUAUUUACUUGUGAAGUUUACUUUGAUUAUACCUGUUGCUACCGCAAGUGUGGAAAGAGCAUUCUCAUCGAUGAAGUACAUCAAAAAUGAUCUACGCAAUAGGAUGGAUGAAGAUUUUUUAAACAAUUGUUUAGUUUGCUAUAUAAAGCGUGGAAUAUUUGAGACUGUAAGUAAUGAUGCUAUUAUUAACCGUUUUCAAAGUAUGAAAACUCGUCGAGAACAAUUGUAA
Nicotiana tabacum (common tobacco) is the source of this 537-nucleotide messenger RNA. RefSeq lists its product as uncharacterized. Gene Ontology annotation, molecular function: protein dimerization activity. Lineage: Eukaryota; Viridiplantae; Streptophyta; Magnoliopsida; Solanales; Solanaceae. The record is from RefSeq and is a predicted model, not a curated record.